Molecule: messenger RNA, 420 nt
Organism: Lucilia sericata (common green bottle fly)
Lineage: Eukaryota; Metazoa; Arthropoda; Insecta; Diptera; Calliphoridae
Product: dolichyl-diphosphooligosaccharide--protein glycosyltransferase subunit 4
Exons: 3
Coding region: 233-358 (41 amino acids)
Cellular component (GO): oligosaccharyltransferase complex
Source: RefSeq, a predicted model, not a curated record
AAAAAAAAUGUCUAAACUUUAGACUUAUUAACAAUUACAACGCUGAAGAAAUCGCUAUAAUUCUCACUAAUGCUAAACAUGCCUCAAUAAAAUAGCUAAAUUACCAUCACUGUUGUGAAAAACAGAAUAUUCUAUCAACAAAAAAAAGAAAAAACAAACUGUGCAAACCGGCAUAAAAUUAUUAAUAUUUUUUUAUUUAUCCACAAAAAGCGUAGACAGCCCCUACCACAAUAUGAUUACAGAUGUCCAAUUAGCCAUAUUCUCCAAUGUUUUGGGAGUAUUCUUAUUCCUGCUAGUGGUUUUAUAUCACUACAUCAAUGCCAAUUCCAGCAGCAAGAUUAGCUCAAAGAAUAAGUAAAAGCUUUAGAUUUUAAUUUUGUAUGUUUAUUCAAUAAAUAUUUUAAAAAAUGUAAUAACAAA